GUCUCGCAAAUUGAACACCACGAUUGCUAGCCAGCUCCAGGCUUGAUAGAUUGUUUUGAGUCGUGAGUUCUCCCAGCAUCGCACAAGAAAUGUUGAAAGCUGUCAUCAUCGUCUCCCUAGCAGUAGUCAUUCAGACAUUGCCAGUCAAGGAAACUUUGGUUCCAAAAAGUUAUCAAUGGACAACUGAAGGGUUUCGCGGUGUCACAGAUGAAGCCUAUUAUCAAUGGACAACUGAAGGGAAUGGCGGUGUCACAGAUGAAGCCUAUUAUCAAUGGACAACUGAAGGGAAUGGCGAUGUCACAGAUGAAGCCUAUUAUCAAUGGACAACUGAAGGGAAUGGCGGUGUCACAGAUGAAGCCUAUUAUCAAUGGACAACUGAAGGGAAUGGCGGUGUCACAGAUGAAGCCUAUUAUCAAUGGACAACUGAAGGGAAUGGCGGUGUCACAGAUGAAGCCUAUUAUCAAUGGACAACUGAAGGGAAUGGCGGUGUCACAGAUGAAGCCUAUUAUCAAUGGACAACAGAUCAGUAUUUCGACAUUGACUCGUAUACCACUGCUGAAGAGUACUACGACCAAAACACAUACUAUUAUGACUAUGAAUAUUAUGAUGAAGAAGAAAAGAGAAGUGAAGACUCAGUAGAUGAAUCUGAAGAGGAUGAAAAGAGAAGUGAAGACAGUGACUCAGUAGAUGAAUCUGAAGAGGAUGAAAAGAGAAGUGAAGACAGUGACUCAGUAGAUGAAUCUGAAGAGGAUGAAAAGAGAAGCGAAGACAGUGAUUCAGAAGAGGAAUCUGAAGAGGAUGAAAAGAGAAGCGAAGACAGUGACUCAGUAGAUGAAUCUGAAGAGGAUGAAAAGAGGAACGAAGACAGUGACUCAGAAGAUGAAUCUGAAGAGGAUGAAAAGAGGAGCGAAGACAGUGACUCAGAAGAUGAAUCUGAAGAGGAUGAAAAGAGGAGCGAAGACAGUGACUCAGAAGAUGAAUCUGAAGAGGAUGAAAAGAGGAGCGAAGACAGUGACUCAGAAGAUAAAUCUGAAGAGGAUGAAAAGAGGAGCGAAGACAGUGACUCAGAAGAUGAAUCUGAAGAGGAUGAAAAGAGGAGCGAAGACAGUGACUCAGAAGAUGAAUCUGAAGAGGAUGAAAAGAGGAGCGAAGACAGUGACUCAGAAGAUGAAUCUGAAGAGGAUGAAAAGAGAAGCGAAGACAGUGACUCAGAAGAUGAAUCUGAAGAGGAUGAAAAGAGGAGCGAAGACAGUGACUCUGAAGAUGAAUCUGAAGAGGAUGAAAAGAGGAGCGAAGACAGUGACUCAGUAGAUGAAUCUGAAGAGGAUGAAAAGAGGAGCGAAGACAGUGAUUCAGAAGAGGAAUCUGAAGAGGAUGAAAAGAGAAGCGAAGACAGUGACUCAGUAGAUGAAUCUGAAGAGGAUGAAAAAAGGAGCGAAGACAGUGACUCAGUAGAUGAAUCUGAAGAGGAUGAAAAGAGGAGCGAAGACAGUGACUCAGAAGAUGAAUCUGAAGAGGAUGAAAAGAGGAGCGAAGACAGUGACUCAGAAGAGGAAUCUGAAGAGGAUGAAAAGAGAAGCGAAGACAGUGACUCAGAAGAUGAAUCUGAAGAGGAUGAAAAGAGAAGCGAAGACAGUGACUCAGAAGAUGAAUCUGAAGAGGAUGAAAAGAGGAGCGAAGACAGUGACUCAGUAGAUGAAUCUGACGAAUCUGAAGAGGAAGAAUAGAAGUUACAUUAACCCGUUAACUAACUAUUGAAUCAAAAGGAAAUAUUAAUCUAUAAUUUAUUUAGGACAACACAAAGCAAUAUUAACUCGCAAUGUUGAAUAAUUAUCAGCCUAAUUUUAAAUACAUAAAAUAAACUUUAAAUAAAAUUCAA
This is a messenger RNA of Biomphalaria glabrata, 1879 nucleotides long. RefSeq names its product clumping factor A-like. The record is from RefSeq and is a predicted model, not a curated record. Bases 90 to 1727 code for a protein of 545 amino acids. Lineage: Eukaryota; Metazoa; Mollusca; Gastropoda; Planorbidae. The transcript has 2 exons.